This is a messenger RNA of Patella vulgata (common limpet), 1711 nucleotides long. RefSeq lists its product as uncharacterized. NCBI's taxonomy places the organism in Eukaryota, Metazoa, Mollusca, Gastropoda, Patellidae. The record is from RefSeq and is a predicted model, not a curated record. The transcript is spliced from 3 exons. The coding region runs from base 180 to 1505 and encodes 441 amino acids.
UGGAUGGUUGUUUUAAAUACGACGAUGGCGGUCAUCCCAGUCUGCGGUAUGGAGCUUUAUAUUUUGACGACAGUAGUGACGAUUCGUAUGUCGAUAUAUCGAUCACCGAAUCCAACAAUAUAAACCAAUCGUUUGCUCUAACACUCCAAGUUUAUCCCCAGACCCAAACAUGCGCCAUCAUGCAUUACAAGUCUGAUACUUACAAAUCUUCGGAGAUUUCAAAUAUUCAAGUCCGAUUUCUGAACGGUAGAUUAUCUGUCUUUAUGAACGGUGUCGGAACGGUGUUAAUGGACAGCUACAUGUCUAAUAACAUGUGGACUAGUCUAGCUUUUAGUUAUGACUACGACACCGGUAAACUUUACCUGUAUAAAGAUGGCCAACAGGUGGAUGUUGAUUCCGGUCCGGUAAACAGAGUAUUAAAUGUUCCUGGUGUUCUCAGAUUGGCUAAUCCACAGUUUGGUAAGGAUCAAUUUAAAGGGAUGAUGACGUGUUUAUCUUUGUAUGACGUUGCAACAGGAUUUAACUCACGUGUGGAUGACGUAUUAACGUAUUGUAACGCCACCUGGACUUCUCCACCACCAACAGUUCCGACUUGUUUUGAAGAAACACCUGUUUAUCUAUGGCCUCUAGAUGAUACCUUAUAUGGGUAUGAUGUGAUGACAUCACGUGACCCUGUCAAUAAGGAAUGCUGUUUCCGAUACAACAAACCCCACACCACACUUCCUAAUAACGCCAUGAUGUUCGACGGCUCGGUUUUCUCAUUGGUCGAAACAUCGUUAAAGUUAUCUUCCCUUAACGAAGAUUUCAGUAUAUCAAAUUUUCUAUAUUUAAAUGAAAAAUCUACUGGCACCAUCUGGCACAUUUCAAGUUCAUUACUGGAUAUAAAACUGACCCUACUAGAUUGGAAAUUGAAAGUAGAAGUCUCAAUGUUGGGUACAAAAUGUGCGGAUUUUACAUUCAGUAAAGUUCUAUCGCCUAAUACGUGGCACCCAAUGUCUGUACAACGUUCGGGAAUGGCCCAAAGGUUGUCAAUCAUUAUUGACGACACGGAGCAAUUCAUGACCGACACUUGUGUAAAAAUGUCCGACAGCACCGAGUCAGCAAGAUUUGUUAUUGGCGGAAGUCUGAAUGAUGUGGUGAAUUUUCGUGGGAGUAUCCGUUGUCUGGGUGUAUUUGAUAGUUGGCUACAUCCUUCAAGAAUCAGAGAACGUCUGGAAUACGUCUGUUCAAAUAUUGAUACACUAGCAGCCAAUCCGUGUGCGAUAACACCACACGUCAGAAACAUCUUAUUCACUCUGUUUCAAAAUGACGUCGUACCGGAUGUAAACAUCGAGCCAAUGACAGCCUUCGACUCAACAACCUUCAGCCAAUGUUCAGCUCUGUGUGUUCAAACCCGAUUCUGUCGUGCUUUUAGUUUCAAUGUCAACAGGUGUAUUUUGUAUGAUUACGUCACCACACAAAGUUUCAAAACUGUAACUGGAUCUAGAUAUUAUAUUGGAUUCUGAACCAAACUGAUCAAACUUUUAAUUUCAAUAUCAGUUGGUAUUUUAAAAACUUAUACUGGUUUCUGAACCGCGCCUAGAAAAAAUAAACCAUACCGAUCAUGAGUAAAUAUUCGCUAGGCCGCACAAAUAACUGACAUGGAUGACAUCCGGGCGAGUUAAUUAAUUCUGCUAAUUAAAUUCUAAAACAAUUUUUUAAGAAAAACAAU